AUGCCAAACAGUGAGCGAGGUCGGUAUCUGUGGGUGAGUCUGUCGUUGGUGAUCCUGACGCUCACGUUUGUGUCGUCCAAUGCCCAGUUGGACAACAGAUAUAUCGACACCAGGGGUCAAUGCAACGUCAACGGAAAUGUCUAUCGACACGGACAAAUCUUUACCAUUCCCGGCCUCUCUCAUUGUCUAAAGUACCGUUGUGCUAGCGGAGGAUGGGACAUUUAUGAAGAGGCGUGCCAACACAACGGCAUCUGCCGGCCGGUAGGUUCCAGCUUUGAAGAUGCCUGUCGGACAUACACCUGUACCAAGACAUCACGCAACAACUACAGCUAUUACCAAGCGACUCUAGUCAGGACACAAUGCCAAGACUACUACGGAGCCUGCCGACAACCAGGCAGCCAGUUUCCUUACGCCAUCAACGGCCGAGUCUACCAAGACUGUUCCUGCAGCACGGCCAACAAUGGCUACAUCAGCUAUCAGUGCCGGGGAUAA
Molecule: messenger RNA, 492 nt
Organism: Candidula unifasciata
Lineage: Eukaryota; Metazoa; Mollusca; Gastropoda; Stylommatophora; Geomitridae
Source: the annotation of a GenBank genome assembly